AGGAUGCUAUGCGCGCAAUCCCUACUGCGGCUUGCAGGACCACUUAUUGGCUGAUUUCGACACUCCUACAUGACUUCACGUCCUUCAUUGUACCGUAGUAUAUGCUAUCAAGAACAUGGAAUAACAGACGUAGCUGCACCACAAGGUAGAAUUCGUGAGAACUAGUUCCAUCUGCUGGGUAGAUAUCUGUGUUUUUGGUCAUGGCGGAUGAGAGGAAUGAUGUGCGUUCAGCUGCAGGUGCUGGAGUCUCCUCGCUCGGGAAGGCUCUGUCACACAACCGCUUGGACGUGCUCGACGCUGAUUUCUCUUCAGUACCAGCUGCAGCUCACCGGUGCGGUGCGACACAGAGUGCUCUCCUUAGGAGACUGUCGAGCGGGCAGAGCCUUGACUCGCUGGACUCGGUGUUGAGCCCAGCUGCAGAAGCGCGCGUCUUGGUUAUCAACACCGGAGGAACUAUCGGUAUGAUGUACCAUGACAAUGUGCUCGCCCCGCAGGCAAACGCAUUUGUAAAGGCUCUACGGAAGCUGCCCACCCUACAUGAUGAACUGUACGCCCAGCAAACCAGGCUUUAUGACUAUUAUGAUGCCACAGAGAACACUCUGGUCCUGCCGCUUUCAAACCUGAAUAAGAGAAUUAUCUACACAGUGAUCGAGUAUUGUCCUCUUUUGGACUCUUGCAACAUGACGACGGAUGACUGGGCAACGAUCGCUAAGGAUUUAUAUAAAUACUAUGAACAAUACGAUGGUUUUGUGGUACUGCACGGCACUGACACAAUGGCUUAUACAGCAUCAGCCCUGUCCUUCAUGUGUGAACACCUGGGAAAGACUAUCAUCCUUACAGGCUCUCAGGUGCCGAUCUAUGAGUUGAAGAAUGAUGGCCGUGACAACCUGUUAGGUGCCCUGCUUAUCGCUGGCCAGUUUGUGAUUCCAGAGGUCUGUCUAUAUUUUCACCACAAACUAUACAGAGGAAAUCGUGUCACCAAGGUGGAUGCUGGGAGUUUCAACGCUUUCUCCUCUCCUAACCUCCCUCCACUGGCAAAUGCUGAAGUUGAUAUAAAGAUUAACUGGGACACGGUUUGGAGAGCCAACACAACCAAAAAGUUUUUGGUUCAGACUAACAUGAACAGGAAUGUCGGACUCUUGCGCAUUUUCCCUGGAAUUACUUCUGAGACUGUCCGUGCUUUCCUGCAGCCCCCCAUGGAAGCUAUAGUUCUGGAGACGUACGGCAGUGGGAAUGCACCUGACAACCGUUUUGAUCUGCUGGAAGAGAUUAAAAAGGCCACCGACAGAGGGGUCCUCAUAAUCAACUGCACCCAGUGCCUGCGGGGCUCAGUCACAGAAACCUACGCCACGGGAAAAGCCCUCAGCAAAGCAGGUGUGAUAGCAGGGGGUGACAUGACACCAGAGGCGGCCCUCUCCAAGCUUUCGUACGUGCUGGGUAAAAGCAAUCUGAGUAUGGAAGAGAAACGAGAGAUGCUAAGUGAAAACUUAAGGGGAGAGAUGCUCGCACCACUUAAAGGAGCUACGUUCUCACUAAGAGACAGCAGAUUCAUUCAGGUCAUAGCUAAGUCUCUCAGUGUGAGCUGUAAAGAGGAGCUGGAGGCAGUCCGUGAUGCUUUAACGCCUGCCCUGGCUUGUGCAGCUGCUAAAAUUGGAGAUAUCGACGCCCUGGAAGCCAUUCGGGAAAUGGGCAGUAAUCUGAGCAGUGAAGAUUAUGACGGACGGACUCCACUUCAUGUCGCUGCAUGCGAGGGCCAACUGAAGGUAGUUCAGUACCUGCUUGGUCACGGAGCCACUGUCCAUGCCAAGGAUCGCUACAGUGACACACCACUCAGCAAUGCUGUCAAGUUCAGGCACAAGGAGAUUAUCGGUCUGUUAAGGCAGACAGGGGCCCAUCUUUCUCGUGAAGAGAUGGAGGUAGCAGGGACAGAACUUUGCAACUUGGCAGCAAAUGCUGACCUGGUAGGGCUUGAGAUUUGGGAGCUUGCUGGCGCUCGCAUGGAUGUGACCGGCUACGAUGGGAAAACUCCUCUGGAAGUGGCACAAGCAGCCGGGAAUGAGGAAGUGAUUGCAUUUUUUCAACAAACACAUCUGCGCAGAGGACAGCUACUGCCAGAUAAAAAUAACAAGGUAUUUCAGAAUGGAGAAUGUAUUGAGUUCACCGACCCUAGAAGAUCCUGAACACCUACUGUAGCAACAUCAAGAUAAUGGAAUCUGCGUGCUGCUGUUCAUCUAUAAUCUUAUAGGAGAUCAGCUUCAAAUAGACUCUACUGUAGAUCGCUGUCAUCACUAUAGUGGAAUACUUGCUCAGCGCCACACUAUCCUAAGCCCAAACUGAAUGUAAUAGAAGUCUUGUGUAUCCAUUUGUGAAAAAAGUAGAAGCUGAAAGACUGCUUUCGUUUCUGUUAUAUAUAACCUUAAAGUCAACUAAACAGGGUGCAGCAGUAUUUGCUGAUUUGUUUAAAACAAGGUGUAGACAGAAGUCUUUAAAAAAGAACUUUGUUCAUGUAAAACAUUUGAACUUGUGUUUUUAUUUUAUUUUUUUAAAUCAAAUUUGUUGUCAGGUGGAACUACUCAGAAUGAUUACAAACAUGAAUUUGCAAGGGGAAGGUUAUAAUAAACAAAUAAAUCAAUACAUAUAUAUUUGGAAAUGAAAGAAGGAUUGUGCAUGCAGUUCUAAAUGCUGUAAUUACAGUAAGUUGAAGCAGGUAUUCUGUAUUAAGGCCAGUAGAUAGAGCCAGGUGGAGUCUGCAGGGACUUACGGACAAGAAGAUGAUUUAUUAUGAAGGAAUAACCCAUUGGACCAGAAGAAAUGAGGAACAAACCUGGUUUAUUAAUACCACAUUUAUAUUUGCAUUACAGUCAACUCUUAAUUAUCCAUUGGCGGAUUAUCCAGGUUGCGUAUUAAGCAUGCUUGCAAAAAAGGAAUUAAAAUACAGGCAUGCUAUACAGUACGCAUUCUUUUACGCAUAUAUGGGCUCCAUUAUUAGGUCAAUGACUCAAACAUGUUGGCAACGUGUGGUUCAAUUCAAGAAAACCUUGAAAUAUGGAAUUGGUGAACAGAUGGGUCAUGAUUUUAUAAAAGGAACACUUGAUUUCAUACACGAGUAGCUCUGAUUCUUCAAGCAGUUUGUCUAAGAGGAAAUCAAUGAAAAAAUCAAGGAUGACUGACUACUUUAAGAAACUAUAAAGCAAGUACAGUAUAGUAUAUAUGUUUUUUUUUUAGGUUUUGCAUUAUCCGUCGUCUUGUUUUAUCUAGGGUAUCCCUCCCUUCCAUUACCCUGGAUAAUCCAGAGUUUACUGUAUAUUAUUGUGGAAAUUGCUCACAAAAAGUCAAACGGGUAAAAGUAUGAGAAUUAAUGCAUAUUUUAAAAAAUAACCUACCAGACUGGAGACAAUCAUUACUAACAAUCAUGUUUAGUAUAAAAGCAACCAUUCUAUUACUAGCCAAGAUCUAAAUCACAAAGUUUGAAAAAACUAAAGCUCUUGUCAUAAGUCAGCUACAUGUUUUUAUUUGAAUGGAUUAAAUCUGCACUUGCAUAGUAUUCUGUUAGACAUUCUACUAUAUAUGAUGUCACCAUGUAAAUUAUAUUUGGACAGCAGAAUUAAUAUAGAAACUGCCCUUUCUGCUUGUACUUGGUCCUGUAGACCUGUGUCACUGGUGAACACAGAUUGUAACAUGUUUUUAUUGAGAUUUGUUAUUUCAAGUAAUUUUAUUGUGUACUGUGACUUAAUUUGUGUGGCUGUUUCAUUAUGUAAUGUUCCUCUCUCAACACCUAUAUGCUGUAAACCGAGUGUUUAAUCUAAAUGGUAUUAUUUCUAAAUGAUUCUAAAUGUUUAGAAUUGUGUUUUUCAUGCACAAGGAGACUGUCUAUGAUUUGCCCUCAGUUGACCUCACAGUUAUCCCAACAAAUAUAAAAACAUUCAGACUUAAAUGUUUUAUUAGUAUUAUAAUGGAUUGAUUUUACAUCGUAAGAAAGUGUAUUGUGUAUUUGUUCAAAUAAAAAUAAAAUAAAGAUUUCAAUUGA
Molecule: messenger RNA, 4027 nt
Organism: Acipenser ruthenus (sterlet)
Lineage: Eukaryota; Metazoa; Chordata; Actinopteri; Acipenseriformes; Acipenseridae
Gene: aspg
Product: asparaginase homolog (S. cerevisiae)
Exons: 18
Coding region: 201-2180 (659 amino acids)
Biological process (GO): amino acid metabolic process
Molecular function (GO): asparaginase activity; protein binding
Source: RefSeq, a predicted model, not a curated record